AUGGAUGGAAAGAAGCCUAAAACAAUUCUAACAGAUCAAGAUGCUGCAAUGGCUAAGGCUAUUUCUUUAGUUAUGUCGAAAACAUUUCAUGGAUUAUGCACUUGGCAUAUAAGACAAAAUGCUUUAAGACAUGUAAACCAUUUAUAUCAAAAAAGUCCACAAUUCUCUUUGGAUUUUGAGGCAUGCAUAGACUUACACGAAGAAGAAGGAGAAUUUUUUAAAGCAUGGAAUUCUUUACUUAUUGAGCAUAAUGUUUCGGAAGGAUCGUGGAUGCAUAUGAUUUUUCAAUUGAAGGAAAAAUGGGCAUGA
Molecule: messenger RNA, 309 nt
Organism: Lathyrus sativus (Indian pea)
Lineage: Eukaryota; Viridiplantae; Streptophyta; Magnoliopsida; Fabales; Fabaceae
Source: the annotation of a GenBank genome assembly